Messenger RNA from Sorghum bicolor (sorghum), 1110 nucleotides. RefSeq lists its product as uncharacterized. The transcript is spliced from 2 exons. The record is from RefSeq and is a predicted model, not a curated record. Lineage: Eukaryota; Viridiplantae; Streptophyta; Magnoliopsida; Poales; Poaceae. The coding region runs from base 132 to 839 and encodes 235 amino acids.
GCCACGAACAGCGAGCGCCCACACACACGGCUCCACGCGGCUACCUGCGACCAUCCGCUCCCGCUCGCUCGCUCCAUCGCCGGCUCGAUCGAUCGAGCUGGUAGGGCCGUGGGACAGACGGAGGAGUAGGCAUGCUGCAGGCGAGUUCAGAGCGGCCGGCGGCCGCGGGGGGCAUGCUGUGGGUGCCCGGGAUGAGCCCGUGGCCGACGAUGGACGCGGGGUUGUCGGCGAGGGGGCAGGAGAUCGCGCGGCGGCGGGAGGAGAUGCUGGGGAUGCUGCACGACCUCCCCGAGUCCGAGUACGAGCUCUCGCUCACCGACCUCGUCGAGAAGGCCGGCGGCGGCGAAGCCGAAGCUGCGGCCGCGGCGCCCGCGCCCGCGCCCGCGCCCGCAGCGAAGAUAGAGGGGAAGGACCCGGGCGCCGCGCAGCAGCAGGCGCCAGCGCCGGCGGCGGGGAGGCCCGAGCGGAGGGCGUCGGCGCGGCGGCGGGACAGCGGGAGCGUCGGCGGGGGCAGCUUCCGCAGCAGCAGCGAUGGCGUCCUGCUCAACUUCUACAUGCCGCGGUCGCUCACCCGGAGCUUCACCACGCCGCGCCACACCCGGACGCCGUCCGCCUCCGGCUGCCGGAGCCCCAGCAUCGCAUCCGACUGCAACAAGAGGGAGAGGGACCUGGACGCCGAGACCGUCAAGUGCUGGUCGUUGCUGUGGGAUCGGCGGUGGCGCAAGUCCAGCCGGCGGGACCCGGGCGCGCCGUCCAGCGAGAGCGAGUCCGCCAUCCGCGCCGCGUCGGCCGCCAUCCUUAAAGCGGCCAAGCACUCCACUCCGCCGGCCAAUAUCUGAGCCGUUUCAUUUCGUCUGCUGCCGGAUGCGUUGCUGGCUUCCAGUUGCAGCUUUGUGUUCUACGUCUGUCUGUACAUAUGCUCUGCGUGUGAUGUGAUAUACUGAAUUACUGAUGCGUUUUGUUUUAGCCUGCUCGCUCAGUUGUCUCUAGUAUAGUAAUAUUCACUUGGAUUGGACUAUUACGUACGUACAACAUAGGGCUUUUGUACUUCUUCACAUGGCUUGUGUUUCCCAUUGAAAAGAAAUGGAAAAUACAGCUGGUCAGACAAAA